AUGCCGCCAUCACUAUACGCAAACUUGCUGGAUCCAGCAGCCGCUGCACCUGCUGCCACAAUCUCUGGCGCGCCCGUCAAGUACUCGUUCAAGAAGGAAGACGAGGCUCCGGCCGCCGUGGAAAAGNNAAAAACACCCGAUGCCUCUCUUCGUUUCCAACCAGCCAUCAAACGCCCCCAGCCUGUCCAGAAGCAAAAGCCCCGGCCAAACUCGAAUCCCACUCUUGUGACGAAACCUCCUCCGCUGCCUGCUGCACCUGUCGCAACAGGCCCCAUUGUCCAGAAAUGGAACGAGUCGCAGCAGCAAGACUUUGAUGUCGUCAACGAAUACCACAAGUUUCAGGAAGAACAAAAGGCUCGUCUAAAGGAGGAGCGCAAGAGCAAAAGAUCAAAGAAGGCAUCAUUGCAGAUCGAGGACAUCGACUGGUCUGCCCCAUACAACGUUCAGGAUGCCUUUACCAAGACUCGCACCAAGCUACGUCUAGAUGCAUGGAAGCACUCGGACUCCAAGUUCAAUGCCCGCUACCAGUGGAAGGAGACGCUCCACUCCUUCAAGCGUCCUGGAACUCCUCCACCAGCAAAGGAUGAGCCUAGACUUGCAGCAGAUGUCUCUUACAAGAACAUGCCACCUCCGCAAGAACUCACCGAGCCCGUCAAUCCACCUGUCACUUCUCAACCUGCCUUCGCUCCUCCACAAACUCCAUCUGCUCCUGUGCCUGCAGCCUAUCCGCCUCAACCUCCAUCUUUCGAACAAUACCCACCCCCACCUCCGCCUCCACAAUCCUCCGCCGCUCCUGCUCUUCCUGGUCUACAACACUACCCUCCUCCACCGCCUCACUUUGUACCACCUCCACCACCUGCUCAGCCAUUCCAUUCUGCGCCCUCGCCUGUCACAGCUCAACCUGCUCCAUCGCAACCAUCAGGAACCAUCUCACGCGAGCCUGUACGCUAUGGACAAGCCGCUCAGACACAAGACGAUACGGAAAAUGUGCAUGAGUCAACCAACAUGGACACAUCACAAGCACUCGAACCGGAAGUACGAAAAUCUGCACCCGGACAAAAAGGCUUUGCACAACGCUACAUGGAGAAGAUGGGUUGGAAGAAGGGCGAGGGUCUUGGAAAGGAGGCCACUGGUAUUACGACCAUCCUCCGUCAUGAGGCCACGAAACGGAAACGCAAGGGCGAUGCUGAAGGUGGCGGUUGGGCACAACCCGCUGCCAUGGGCCGUAUUGUCGGAGGCAAGAAGACCAAAACCGAUGCACCAAUCGAUGAAAGCAAAGCCUUCAGUCUGGUUGCUAAAUUCGAGGGCAUGCUCAAAGACAUGGAUGUCGACCGAGCUAUCGAAGAGGAUAAUUUGAUGCAAAAGAUUGGCGAGAAACUGGAAGAUUACGGUCGCUCGGAGCGCGUGUUUAUCGAUCGUGCUACUGGGAUAGUAUUCGUCAAGUUUACAAGCGCUCUGAGUGCUUUCAACGUAAGUCGUGCGACUAUCAUGAACGAUACUUUUACUGACGAUAUCACANNGGCCAUCAAAGCAAGCGACGGCACGGACUUCUUGGGUAAUGGCCGCAUAGUCCAGAGCACCUUCUUCAACGCCGACAAGUUUGAACAAGGCAUCUACGAAUAG
This is a messenger RNA of Aureobasidium uvarum, 1623 nucleotides long. The record is from the annotation of a GenBank genome assembly. NCBI's taxonomy places the organism in Eukaryota, Fungi, Ascomycota, Dothideomycetes, Dothideales, Saccotheciaceae.